AUGAAAGAUGAAAGAUGAAAGGCAGGCAGGCAGGCGGGCGGAGAGGAAUGGAUGGAUAAUUGAAGCAAAACGAUGAGGAUGAGGAGCUCUCCUCCUCGGGAUUACAAUUUACAAUUUAAAAUUUUCAGCUCCGAUCGUUCAUCCACGCGAAGACGUCUCUCCCAACUGGCAACCAGUGAUUAUUAUCCAAAUCAACGCAAACGCACAAAAAGGAGAAAAAAAAAUAAAUUAACACAACAGAACACAGACACCAACACAGUCACGGCUUCCUUUUUUAUUUAAACCAGUAUCAGAAGGCGAGGCCGACCGGCCGACCUAACUCUCCUAUCAAAAGCUUGCUUGCUUUGUUUGUUUCAAUCUGGGAAGAUGAAGAUGGCGAGGCACGAGGAGCUUCCGGUGCCCGUCCACUCCGACCUGGAGCCGGUGUACGGCGGCGCUUCUCAACUGGAAGAAGCGGAGCUCCGCUUUCAGAACUUGAAAUCGAAGUUCCUGGACGUCUUCGGCCACGAGCCGGACGUCUUCGUUCGGUCGCCGGGGCGGGUGAAUUUGAUCGGGGAGCAUAUUGACUACGAGGGCUACUCGGUGCUGCCCAUGGCCAUUCGCCAAGACACCAUAGUGGCCAUUCGGAAGCGCGAUUUUGGGGAUUCCGAUUGUCUUCUUAGGAUUGCCAAUGUUAGCGCUAAGUACCCUUUGUGUGUUUACCCUGCUGAUCCUGACCAGGAUAUUGAUGUAAAGAAUCAUAGAUGGGGUCAUUACUUCAUCUGUGGGUAUAAAGGGUUCUAUGAACAUGCCAAGUUAAAAGGACUGGAUGUUGGUGUACCUGUUGGACUGGAUGUCAUGGUUGAUGGAACUGUUCCUGCAGGGUCUGGUUUAUCAAGCUCUGCAGCACUAGUUUGUUCAUCUACAAUUGCCACAAUGGCUGCUUUUGGUGUGAACUUUCCAAAGAAAGAGAUUGCGCAACUUACAUGUGAAUGUGAACGUCACAUUGGGACACAAUCCGGUGGGAUGGACCAGGCUAUCUCUAUCAUGGCUAAAUCUGGGUUUGCAGAGCUGAUUGACUUCAACCCCAUCGGUGCAACUGAUGUACAACUGCCUGCUUGUGGAUCUUUUGUAAUUGCCCAUUCAUUGGCUGAAUCUCAGAAAGCUGUUACUGCUGCUAUAAACUACAAUAAUCGGGUUGUUGAAUGUCGGCUAGCUGCUAUUGUACUCAGCAUAAAGCUUGGAAUGAAACCCCAAGAUGCAAUAGCCCAAGUCAAGACUCUUUCUGAUGUUGAAGGGUUAUGUGUAUCGUUUGCUGGUAGUCAUGGGUCUUCUGAUCCUGUUCUUGCAGUCAAGGAACUUUUGAGUGAAGAACCAUAUACAGCUGAAGAUAUUGAGAAAAUAACAGGGGAAAGUUUGGAGCAUAUCUUUGCCAAUUCUCCAACAUCUUUGGAUGUGAUAAAAGCUGCCAAUCAUUAUAAGUUAUACCAGAGAGCCACUCAUGUCUAUUCUGAAGCCAAGCGUGUCCAUGCUUUCAAGGACACUGUAUCAUCAAGCAUAAGUGAGGAGGAGAUGUUGAAGAAGCUCGGUGCCCUUAUGAAUGAAAGCCAUUAUAGUUGCAGCAUUCUGUAUGAGUGCAGCUGCCCAGAACUGGAAGAACUCGUAAAGGUUUGUAGAGUUAACGGUGCUCUUGGAGCAAGGCUAACCGGAGCUGGAUGGGGUGGCUGCGCGGUUGCUUUAGUCAAAGAGUCGGCUGUACCCCAGUUUAUCCUCGACUUGAAGGACCAAUUUUAUCAGUCAAGAAUGGACAAAGGGAUCAUCAAUAAAAAUGAUCUUGGUUUGUAUGUGUUUGCAUCCAAACCAUCAAGUGGGGCAGCUAUUUUCAAGCUUUAGUUUAGUUUAGUUCACUCUUUGUUUACCGUGAAAACAAAAACAUUGAAGAAGCUUUGUCAAUUUAUGUCUUUCUAUGUUGACGGAUUACCAUUUAAUCCAUUCAGUUUGUGAAUAAAUAACGGUUCUAUUGUAGAUCAUAAACUAUUUAUAGUA
Molecule: messenger RNA, 2025 nt
Organism: Diospyros lotus (date-plum)
Lineage: Eukaryota; Viridiplantae; Streptophyta; Magnoliopsida; Ericales; Ebenaceae
Product: galactokinase-like
Exons: 12
Coding region: 367-1872 (501 amino acids)
Biological process (GO): carbohydrate phosphorylation; galactose metabolic process
Cellular component (GO): cytoplasm; cytosol
Molecular function (GO): galactokinase activity; ATP binding
Source: RefSeq, a predicted model, not a curated record